AGUCGCCAUGAUACAGCAGCGGAAACGGGUGCGAAGUAGCUAGAAAACAAAAGAGAACACGCAGUGGUCCUCGCUAUUUGGUAUGCUCUUGCAGUGUUAUAGGAAUGCCCAAGGAAAAAUAUGACCCGCCGGAUCCCAGGCGGAUGUACACAAUCAUGUCCACUGAGGAAGCAACAAACGGGAAGAAGUCAUACUGGGCUGAGCUGGAAAUCAGCGGCCGAGUAAGGAGUCUCAGCACAUCCCUGUGGACUCUCACCCACCUCACUGCCCUGCACAUCAGUGACAACUCAUUGUCACGCAUCCCGCCAGACAUUGCCAAACUACAAAACCUGGUGUACCUGGAUCUCUCGUCCAAUAAGAUCAGGAGCCUGCCGGCCGAGCUCGGCAACAUGGUGUCUCUCAGGGAACUGCUUUUAAAUAACAACCAGUUGCGGGUUCUGCCAUUUGAAUUGGGGAAACUGUUUCAGUUACAAACACUGGGGUUGAAAGGAAACCCACUUGCACAAGAAAUUAUGAGCCUCUACCAGGAACCCGAUGGCACGCGGAGACUGCUCAACUACCUGUUAGACAAUCUGGCAGGGGCUAUCAAGCGCAUACCAACAGAGCAGCCCCCAGCCCGGUCAUGGAUCUCAAUCCAGGAACCCGACAGGACACGGGACUCAGCACUGUUCUCUGUGAUGUGCUACAAUGUGCUGUGUGAUAAGUACGCCACACGACAGCUAUAUGGCUACUGCCCCUCUUGGGCUCUUAACUGGGAAUACCGAAAAAAAUCCAUCAUGCAGGAGAUAAUGGGCUGCAAUGCAGACAUCAUCAGUUUGCAGGAAGUUGAGACGGAGCAGUACUACAACUACUUCCUGCCUGAGCUGAAGGAGCAGGGGUACGAAGGGUUCUUCAGUCCAAAGUCACGAGCCAGGACCAUGUCAGAGUCGGACCGUAAACAUGUGGAUGGUUGUGCCGUUUUCUUCAAGACAGAAAAGUUCAGUGCCGUGCAGAAGCAUACAGUGGAGUUCAACCAGCUGGCCAUGGCUAACUCCGAGGGCUCCGAGGCGAUGCUGAACCGGGUGAUGACCAAGGACAACAUCGGGGUCGCUGUGCUGCUGGAGGUCCGCAAAGAGAUGAUGGAGGCCUCUUCUGGAAAGUCACUCCAUGGCAUGGAGAAGCAGCUGCUCCUGAUAGCCAAUGCCCACAUGCACUGGGAUCCAGAGUACUCUGACGUGAAGCUGGUCCAGACCAUGAUGUUCCUGUCGGAGGUGAAGAACAUCGUGGACAAAGCCACGCGCAGCCUCAAGUUGUCCUCUGUCUCUGGUGAGACCAAUGCCAUUCCUCUGGUGCUGUGCGCUGACCUCAACUCCCUGCCGGACUCUGGCGUGGUGGAGUACCUGAGCAGUGGGGGGGUGGACUGCACCCACAAGGACUUCAAGGAGCUCCGCUACAGCGACAGCCUGACCAAAUUCAACUGCAACGGCAAGAACAGCUCGUCCAACGGCAGGAUCACCCACGGCUUCAAGCUGAAGAGCGCUUACGAGAACGGCCUGAUGCCUUACACCAACUACACCUUCGACUUCAAGGGUGUCAUCGACUAUAUUUUCUACUCCAAGCCUCACCUGAACGUGCUGGGUAUCUUGGGCCCUCUGGACACCCACUGGCUCGUAGAGAACAAUGUCAGCGGCUGCCCACACCCCCACAUCCCCUCCGACCACUUCUCCCUCUUCAGCCAGCUGGAGCUGCUCCUGCCCAACCUGCCCCCCCAGGUCAACGGGCUCCACAUGCCUGCCCGCAGGUAGUGAGUCCCUGCCACACCACCCGGGGGGGGGGCUGCAACCACAGCCCCUCACUUUCAAACCCUCCUCCCUCCCACUACCAGCCCUUCCCUCCACCAUACCGGAGGAGGAAGACAAAUACACAACCUGUAAAAUAUUCGUACAGUGAGGUCUGGCCGACAGGGAUUUCGUAUAAUGUUAUAGAUAUUCUAUAUUUUUCUUUUUUCUUUUCUUGGUUUUCUUUCUUUUGUUUUUCUUUUAACUGCUCGAUUCAGUCCUGUUUGUGCAUCAUCAUUUGUGUUUUGGACUCCCUUCCCUCCUAAUAAUCCACCCACCUACUUUGCAUCUGUCUUUCAAACUAGAGGGGAUGGUAGCUCGUUCAGAUUUGUCACAUGGGGAAGGGUUUGCUUUUAGAGUAUGGGGAAGCUGAGCAGUGGCUGAUGGGAUGACAUUCACCUAAGAAGCUCCAUAGCAGACGGUCUGCUUAUCUGUCUGUCCUGUAUAAAUCUGAAACCAGCAAAGACAGCAGACUUGUGACUCUCAGACCUCCUUCCUUGGCUGGUGCUUGUUCUCUCGUGCUCUGGGCCGCCAGCGGACUUUCUCAGUCUUUCUCCGGGGCACACAUUCCUUGAGUCAGAUGCUGUUGGGUUAGAGCAGCUUUUAGCUGGUAGUUAAGCAUCCCAGGCAGCUCGCAUGAGGUAAGAUUUCCUGCUGUCAUUCUGUGGUGCUGAAGCCUUUUGUGCGGUGACGGCCUCCCAUGGUGCUACAAGAUAGUCGACACCUCUCAUCCUAGCUCCGGUGCAUUAGCUACCAAACCCAGCGCUUCCUCGAGACGCCAGAGAACUACAUUUGUCCAGCUUCACAUGUGCUGUCCGUAGGAUUUGUGAGGGAUAUGUUGAGAAACUGAGAGCAGCUACCAUCCUGUUUGCAGACCGUUUCACCCACGCUGCUGUAGUUGUAAGGCUAGUCUCGUGCUUAUGAGCUCAUGUGGACCGCGUACCCCCAUUUUGGACAAGGGGUAAGGGAUUUAGGCUGAUGGGCAAAGCGAUGAGGGGCUUUCACAAAUAUUUUCUUUGUCUCGAUUACUUUUAGGGCAGAGAAAGCGAGUAAUGGCUGAUACACAGGAGUUAAACCAGCAUUCCUCUCACUGUCUGGAGUUGCCAUCCAACUCCACGCAUGCAAGCUUAAACACACUCUCACACACUUAAUUGCAUAAACACACACAGGUAAUUUGCAGGCAGAUCUGUAGCACUGUCUCCGAGGCCAGUAGUGACUUUCCCCAGCCAUAUAUUCCAUACACGAAAGCAGUGGUUUUUCACAAGUGUUUGUACAGAAUAGUUAUCUAGACUCAGUCUUUACAUGAUUGUAUAUGAACCACAAAAGACCUGUUUUCUGGUGUUUUUUGUACCAAGAGUAAAUUAUGAUCAGAUUUGGAAAAAAAAGAUUGUAUUGUAAACUAUGGCUAAAUUUUUAUCCAGUUAAUGUUAAGAUGAAUUGAUAUUACCAGCUUGUACAAAAGACGUAGGAAGAGGUUGUUCAAGGCGUUCACUGUCACUUCUUUGCACUCCCUAGAGAUUAACUGUAAUUCAUUUAUCAGUGCUGUUUUACUUCCCCCUCCCCCCCCCACCUCUGAUGUUGAUUUGAUUUGCUGGCAUAUUGCUGCGAUUGUAAAUAGACACUGAGUAAACUCUGCCUGUUGCUUCUUGCCCAUUAACAAAGCCAUCGAUCCACACUGCUGCCAUCCGUUCAGACAAAAGGACACGCACGGAUAGGUCACAGCCCACCAGUGACUCCACAUCUGCUCCUCCCACGCACUCGCGCCAGUGACGUGUGACCAAUACGACCGAUACUAAUCCCACAUGUACAAGAAAACAUCGUGCCUCACUGUAGCAGUUGUCGUUGUCUUGCACUAUUUACAUUUGACGAACGCCUGAACAACCUUUUCUCCUUUUAUUUUUAAAUACUGUUGAGACAUUUGUGAAGAUUUUAUGUCCUUUUAUUGGUUUUUGUUAAUGUUGAUUUCCUUUUUUUUUUAUGAGCUGUGACAAUGUUAUGAUGAUGUGUAUAUCCUUCCUAUUCAUUGAGCUCUCUAGUAAUCAGGUAUGCUUUCUCCGCCGACCCCCCCCCCCCCCACUUAAGGAACAUUUAGGAGGAUGUCUAAUCUUUAUCAAUUCCUGGGAUUGUCUAGCUCCCUAUUUGUACCUUCACACAGCUCCAUGCCCAGACCCCCCCCCCCCUCCCAAAAAAAGUGUUGCCCUUAACCCCUUCCCUGGCCAUGAAUUUUUAAACCUCCUUAAGCCUGUCUAUCACUCUAUACGCCCAACCUCAGACCUCCCCCUCCCACUAUAUUAAUCAAGCUGUGUCUUUUAACCCCCUUUGCUCAACCACUUUGUAAAGUUCUCUUACCCUCGUCACUGCAGCUAUAGUGCCAUCUGUGGACCUCCCUACCUCUGUGUUGAAAAAGGUGGAAGGCCCAUUUUGCCCUGCUUUUUGAAGGAACAAGGGAUGAGGGGCAGCUCAGCUUUCUCUCUCUGAAAGCCAGGCAAAGAAGUUGCUUUGAAUCCAAUUUGUUACAUCCCGACCAACAUGUAGUCUGCCCGUGGCGAGGCGGUGAAUUCAACAGACUUGUUUUUACACAAAUGCACCGUAUGAUGAGCAUUCAGAUGCAGCUCCCCUCACUUCUUGGCCCGUCAUAUGAAUUGACUUAAAUGUAUAGACAUUUUUAAAGCAAGAGGGAAGUAAAUAGGAAGAAUAAGCUUAGUCCUCAGAUCAAGGGUUGUCCCAUUUGUUUCCCCCUACAAGUUUGUCUUUUAACCUUUUGUUUUCCAGUGGAAACCAAUGUGUCCAGUUUGAUUUUUUUUUUUUCUGAAUGGCAUUAGUAUUGUAGUAGAUUUAAAAGGCUAGCUUUUUUUUGUAAAGUGUGAAUAAAAGAUGUAACUCAUGUUUCCUUUCUAAAAAGAUAUUGAAUUGUGUUGUGUAAAUCAUGAAUUCUAUGAUGUUUGCUACAUUGUUUUUACUUUUACUCGGUAUAUUUUUCCCCCAUAUACUCUUAAUCCCAUCACAAACCAAAUCCUCUGUAGAAAUCACGAGACGUUGAUGGCUUGUGUGGAGUUGAAUGUUCCGGAUGGUGCCUCGUAGAAUGAAGGGCUGAGAGCGUAUGGAGGGAUCAGUAUCAGUGGAAUUAGUAAAAACUUUCAGAACAGGGAUAUACAUUUGUACUUUUCAGCUUUAUUUAGGAUGUUGUGUGGCACUAGCUGGAGAGUGUGAGCCUGUAGGGCAGCAGAGCUGUCUCUCAGCAGUUCAGUACUAGAGAAAACUGUUCUGGUAAAACGUGUUUUUAGGACUAAGCUGGUCGCUAGACGGCUCCUGUGAUCCUUUUGGGUUUUACUAGACCAUUUCACUCUUCUUGUGCAUCACAGUGGUUAAUCACGUUACACUAGCUAGCAAGUAGAUGCUUUUGAUAGUCACUGAUCUGACUCGUCCUUUUGGUUGCCGACCCGACCCUCCCCAUUGCCCCCUUGUUUACCACACCUUAUGGCUUUUGAUGGCAAAUCACAGAGCUGAGUUACCCUGUAAGCUUUUGCGAGUGGUCACAUCGUUGACUUUGUACUUUCCAAUGUUGCAUUGUGUUUUGUAGUUGUUUAGGCUUAGAGUAAUUUCCCAAGCUGCAUCUCUUUCUAACGGUGCACACCAAAGCUGCUUGUAGUCUCUGUGUAGAGCAAGUUUCACCAAACAGUCACACAUUUUUUUUUUUUUUCAUAGACUUCAUGAAAAGUAGGGCUGUAAGCAAACCAAGAUACUUUUUUUCCUUGAUCACAUGAACAUGUUGCGUCCAUAUCCAUACUCUUGUUGGGGUUUGGUUUCUCAGUCAGCUCAUUUUAAAUGCAUCCUUUUCCAAAAUAAACUAGGCAAUAAUAACAGAAACAUUCAGACACAUUUAGAAUGGGUUUUUAAAUAUUUUAUCUAGAAAAUGUAGCUAUCAUCUGUGGUUGUUUGUUUUGACUUUGCACUCCAUCUUUAAACACCUUUUCCUUUCCCCUUUAUUCACCAUCUUGUAUAUUUGCUCAUCUUCUCUCUGCCGAUCUAGUAGUAGUUGUUCAAUGAUCAGGAUUGUCUAACUGUAGUCAGCGAAGUACAUAUAUUGAUCUGUGUUUAUGCACUGGACCAACUAUUGUUUACCAUUCUUCAAAUACCAGCAAAAAAAAAGAAGAAGUAUAUUGACAUAACACUUGCACAAUGUUGUAGAAUGUCCAUUAAUCCCGAUGAGAAAUCAAGGCAGCUGUUUUCAAAUCAACACAUACUGUUUUAAAAAGAAACUGAAUGGUAAACAAUGCUUUUCGUUGUACCCCUUAGCCGUCCUCUCUAUUCUCUUUGGACUAGUUUGGUUAUUUUUUAUUAUUUCUGUUUGACUACAGGUUCUGCUUGUUUCCUUUACACCUUCCUAUGUAUUUUCCUACUUCUGGUUGAAAAUAAAUUCUAUAUUAUCUGUUUCAA
Messenger RNA from Notothenia coriiceps (black rockcod), 6254 nucleotides. RefSeq names its product CCR4-NOT transcription complex subunit 6. Bases 105 to 1784 code for a protein of 559 amino acids. The transcript is spliced from 12 exons. The record is from RefSeq and is a predicted model, not a curated record. Gene Ontology annotation, molecular function: 3'-5'-RNA exonuclease activity; protein binding. Lineage: Eukaryota; Metazoa; Chordata; Actinopteri; Perciformes; Nototheniidae.